UGUUAUGUUUUGAAAAGACGGAACAACUGUUUUCUGUUAAUAAAAAUUAAUAGUUGACUGAAUAUAUGCAAUGAUGUGAAUCUAGUAUCUGCUGAGCUCUACCACCAACACUACCUACCAGUGCCCCAUUGGUUCCAAUUGUUUGGGCAAACAAUCACAUCGGAUACACAUCUUAUUAUAAAAUGAGUUCAUAUUUUCAACAAAAUUUAUAUAUAUAUUAAAAGUUGAUAUUUAAUUAAAUUGUUGUCAUGGCGGGGGUCAUCAAUGGGGGAAGUAUUUUGCCAAACACUUUGGGGGAGUUUAUAGCCAACAAUUACAAUCACGUGACUGUCGUUCAGAUCGACGAAAGUGUGGUAAAGAAUGCAUUUGAAGACGACUUUGUGACUGUCCUUCAAGUGGGACAAGAAGUCGAUGCAAAUAAUUUUAUUGAAGAACUGAUUGUUAUAUAUCGCUUACCCGGAGAACGAUUGGGAAUGGCACUUAAAUUUGAAGGCGGAUUGAAUGCCAGCGAAAAAAUUAAUAAAGUUUUUAUUCAAAGUAUAAACUCCGACAGUCCGGCCUCUAAAGUAUGCGGACAACAACUAGAGUAUCUGCGAGAAGGCGAUCAAAUUAUGGAAAUUGAUGGACAGUCCACUACAGACAUGACUAGACUGGAAUGCAUUGGAUUGUUAAGGGAUGCGCCCGUCUGUAUCAAAAUACGGGUCAAAAGGCAUAAGACAUGUCAGUGCAAUCAGUCAUCGGAUAUCAUCCAAACAAAAGAAUCUGAUGUAAACUUAAACUCCACUUCCAAUUCAUCGGAUACGGCAAAUGUCAUGCAAUCAAAAGAAAAUGCAAACAAUUAUCCGAGAAAAGUGCCGCCACCCGUACCACCCCGUUUGGCCACAACUAUAUUAUCAUCAAAAAGAAAAAUCGUAACAAAAGGUUUAACACGAACUGACAGUCAAUGUGAUGCCGUAGAAAAGCCACCGCGAAAGAGGAGUUCACUUCCCCCACCGCUUCCUCCUAGACGUCCCAAAGUGCCGCCACCUAAACCACCAAAUCAUAAGACCAAUACAGAAGCCAACGCCACAAAUGAUUUAUUUAACAAAAUUACAAAAAAUGAGAUCAACAUCACUGCUAAUCAAACAAAUGCCAAUAAACUUGAAGUAAAUGAUUGCCAAAUAGUUGAAGGAGUCGUCUUUGAUACUAAUUUAGGACAUAAUUAUGAGAAACAACCAGAAAAUACUGAAGAUCUUGAAAAAAAAAAUACUAAAAAAUCAAAUGAAUCAGUUCUUCCUUCAGAAGCAGAUGUAUACUUGAAUUUAUUGACAGAUGAAGAUAAACUGUUAAUUGAAUCAGAAUCAGAUGACACCGGUUCCAGUGUUUCCACUAUAAUAGAGCGCUUCUCGAGAACAAGUACUGCAAAUUCAAGCUUUUCUGAUCACAACAAACACAAGACACCCACUAUUGAUAUCGUUGGCAGAGUUUUGAGUCCAUUUGAGAAACUCGAGAGAGAGUUGGACCACAAGGAAGCACUUCAGGCAUUUGUAAAUAACGCCGUCUCAGUCUUGAUGAACGACGAAGACUUAAGACAAAUCACUGACCAAAGUCUUUGUAAUGCAACUUAUUUUAUGAAUUAUGAAGACUCUUGUGAGAAGACAUCAAGUCUUGACUGCUAUAAUAGUAUUAAUAGCAACACUAAUUGUAAUGCAAAUGAGAUUCAGUCAAACGUUCAAAUCAUUGUUCCGCCCGAAGAGUUUGCAAAUGACCUGAAAUUGAGCCCACAAUUGAUGCCAGAAUUGGUUACACGAAGUGAAUCAGAAAAUAAUACAAAAGAUAGUGAUAUCAGCAAUAAUGAUGUCAACAGAGAUAUUGCCAUUGAGUUGCCAUCAAAUAUAGAUAUACAAGACUAUCAAAUUGAGACAAAAGAUAACAAUUUAAUUACAAAUCAUAAUAUAAGUACAACACAAAUGACACAAUCAGAUUACUUUAACUCAAAAUGA
Molecule: messenger RNA, 1982 nt
Organism: Oppia nitens
Lineage: Eukaryota; Metazoa; Arthropoda; Arachnida; Sarcoptiformes; Oppiidae
Product: beclin-1-like protein A
Exons: 5
Coding region: 249-1982 (577 amino acids)
Molecular function (GO): protein binding
Source: RefSeq, a predicted model, not a curated record